AAUACCCGCCCUAGGUGUUAGUGAGGCCUCGACGCACACCAACUAGUCCGUGCUGCAUUGCUACUGCACUCGGUGGAUUUCUCCCUCCCAAAACUUGAAAAGCUCUGAUGCUAAUGAAAUACUCCUACAAAACUGAGAAACUGUGCUAAACUGACAUCCUCCAUUAUUUAUCCGCAUCUCUAUGGAUUACCUAAAAACCGUUGUUCCUUCUCAAUUCGUUGCUGAACGAGGCGAUAAGCUAGUCGUCAUUAACCCUGGUUCUGCCAAUAUAAAAAUAGGCCUUGCUACUCAGGAUGUUCCAUUAAUCAUCCCUCAUUGCAUUGCUCGUCGAACCGCUGGAGCUAAUGUACCUCCUAGAAAAAAUGUCAUUGAUCAGAUGCUCAAUCAUCAGGUUACGACGUCUCAGCAUGUGGAGCGUGAGCGAGCGUAUGAUACUAUUGCUUCUUUUUUGAAGAUUCCAUCCCUGAAUGAAGAAGUUUCAAAUUCAUAUUCGAGGAAGAUGGCCCGUCUUGAUGGAUCUAACCUCCCAACUAAUAAAGUACCAGCAUUCACUUGGACAGAUGUUGUUGAAAAGAAAUGUGAUUCGUCUUCUACAGUGGAAACUUCAGUGAACAAUGAUGUCAUGCAGCAGUCCUCUGAUCUCAUUGAAAAUGCUGAGCUUAAGGAGGCGGCUGGUGUUAGUGGACGUAAAUACAGAGAGUUCAUUUGUGGUGAAGAAGCACUGAAAAUUUCACCAACUGAGCCAUAUUGCUUGAGGAGGCCUAUUCGGCGAGGUCAUUUUAAUGUUUCUCCGUAUUAUCCUGCCCAACAGGUACUUGAAGACCUGCAUGCCCUCUGGGAGUGGAUUUUGACUGAGAAACUGCAUAUUCCUCUAAGUCGAAGAAACAUGUAUUCUGCUCUUCUUGUUGUGCCAGAAACUUUCGACAAUCGUGAAAUAAAAGAGUUGCUGUCCAUAGUAUUGGGAGAUCUGCAAUUUAAUGUAGCAGUUGUUCACCAGGAAGCUCUUGCUACUGUCUUUGGGAAUGGGUUAUCAACAGCAUGUGUUGUAAAUAUUGGUGCCCAGGCCACAUCAGUCAUAUGUGUUGAGGAUGGAGUUACAUUGCCCACAACAGAAAUUACGUUGUCUUUUGGAGGAGAGGAUAUAUCCAGAUGCAUGCUGUGGACCCAAAGGCAUCACCAGACAUGGCCACCAAUUCGAACUGAUGCAGUGGCAAAACCUAUCGAUCUCUUGAUGCUUAAUCGACUUAAGGAGUCCUAUUGUCAGAUUAAGGAGAGCGAGAUUGACGCUGUUGCUGUAGUUCACUCAUAUGAGGAUGGCAUGCCAGCUGUAGCUCAUAAGAUACGACUAACGGCUCUUAAUGUUGCUCCUAUGGGCUUGUUCUAUCCCAAGCUUUUGGUCCCAGAAGUAUAUCCUCCACCGCCCCGUACAUGGUAUCAUGAUUAUGAGGAUAUGUUGGAAGAUACGUCGAAUUUGGAGUACCCUAGGAGACCUGAUGGGUCGGACUUGUACCCUGGCUUCAAUGGAGGACUUCCUAUGUGGGAGACCUAUCCGAUUGUUACUAAUAAGCCCAAGAAGUUGGAAAACAUUGGUCUUGCUGAAGCCAUCACAAAAAGCAUACUCUCAACUGGGCGUAUAGACCUUCAGAGAAAAUUGUUUUGCAGCAUACAAUUGGGCGGUGGAGUGUCUUUGACAAAUGGUCUUGUCGCUGCGGUGGAAGACAGGGUGUUGCAUGCAAUUCCUCCAAAUGAAGCAAUUGACACUGUUGAGGUUCUGCCAUCAAGACACGAUCCUGCCUAUGUCUCAUGGAAAGGGGGUGUGCUUCUCGGCAUUCUUGAUUUUACUCAUGAGGCUUGGAUACACCGUCUAGAUUGGGUCAGCGGUGGCUUGUACGUCGGGAGUAAGCGGAAGUACAGAGAAUCCUAUUAUAUACAAGCGCAGCCCAUGUGCUAUAUGAAUUCGUGAGUGGUUCCCAGGCAGAAAAAUGUACAAUACUACAUUCAGCUGUGUUAUUUGGCUGACGGAUCAACUAAUUCCCAAUAGAGAUCAGAUCACCAUUCUCUAUUACAUAUGUUAAUAUCAUCAACAUAAAGUUUUUAGCUCGGAGUGUUUCGAGGACUUGAAUUCCCUGAAAACUCAUGUAUCUCUGAGAUGACACAGUAUUUUGUCAUGGAAACUCACUGUUCUUUCUCCUCA
Beta vulgaris subsp. vulgaris (sugar beet) is the source of this 2194-nucleotide messenger RNA. Its product is annotated as actin-related protein 9. Gene Ontology annotation, biological process: regulation of DNA-templated transcription; double-strand break repair. The transcript is spliced from 20 exons. Lineage: Eukaryota; Viridiplantae; Streptophyta; Magnoliopsida; Caryophyllales; Amaranthaceae. Gene Ontology annotation, cellular component: Ino80 complex. The coding region runs from base 182 to 1963 and encodes 593 amino acids. The record is from RefSeq and is a predicted model, not a curated record.